AUGCCAAAUGUAAUAAAGCCGCUUUUUGAGCGUUUGGCUCAUCUUGGUUUUUCAACCCAUCAGAGUCUGAAUGUCCUGAUCCUGGUACUAGGAGUAUUGGCUUUUUGUUUUAUUUGUGAAUGCAUCUUUUACGUUUUAACGAACAGUUCAGCUGGAAUUGUGAUCUCCCAGGCAACAUUUGCGGCUACAAGACUGUUCAGUCAGUACGAUCGAAACGUGAAAAAUCUCUACUUCAAUAGUGAGUCCAAGAAUGUCAUCACCGGAAAAGUAAUAGUUAAUUUGAUUGAAGAUGAGUAUGAAAAAUCCAAAAGGGAAAGGCUGGCUUUGUUUUCCAAGGAGAAGGAUAUUUUAGAAAAGAUAAAAGUGAGCCCGCUUCAAUUCAGUUACGAUGGAUCUCAAAUCGAUUUCAAGAAACUGCUAUCCGAUUACAGCGAUAUCCUGAAUGAAAAUAGAUUAAGCUUUCCGCAUCCAGAAAGAAUUACGACAAAUAGCGGAAAGCCGGUGAUUUGGAAAACGGAGUUUCUUGAUAAAGGGUUUGAAACAUUGUCCGAGAAGCGGCUUCGUGAGAUAAUGCAUUUUGACAGCCUGUUUGUGAGGGAUCUUCGUUUUAAGCAUUCGAGAGUUGUAAACAGUCUACCUUCAGAAUUUCCAGAAGGUCUAUACAAUGGAGAGGGAUAUGUGAUGGUUGGAGGCGGAAAAUAUACGUGGUUUGCAUUUUUAUCGAUACAAUCACUCCGAAAAAGUGGUGCUAAACUCCCAUUAGAGCUAAUGAUACCAAACGAAGCCGAUUAUGAGCCUUAUUUGUGCAACGAGGUCCUUCCAAAGCAGUAUAAUGCGAGAUGCGUCACUUUUGCAAGCAUCUAUGGCAAGAGUGUACUGAAGAAGUUUGGUCAGGUUAAAGGGUAUCAGAUAAAAUCGUUUGCAUUACUUGGUUCAUCUUUUGAGAAUGUGCUUUAUCUAGACUCUGACAACUUUGCAGUGAAAAACCCGGACUACUUGUUCCAGUCAGACCUUUUUAAGAAAUACCAGAUGAUCACGUGGCCUGAUUUCUGGCGGAGAACAUCCUCUCCUGCUCUUUACUCUGUUUUGGGAAUUAAAGUUGGCUCUAAACCGGUCAGGCGCUUAAAUGAUUUGUUUACAGAUCCAAACCAAUACACAACAGCCGAUGAUCUUGUUUCGCCAGAAGAAGAAGUGAAUUUUCAUGAUCUGAAAGGAACAUUAAUGGAUUGGACUACCGAGGCAGGCCAGAUCAUGCUUAAUAAAACGCUUCACUUUAAUACUUUGCUACUUUCUUUAUAUUACAACUAUGAUGGACCGGCCGGCUUUCAUCCAUUAAUAUCCCAAGGAGGAGCUGGGGAAGGUGAUAAGGAAACAUACGUUUUGGCAGCAUACUACUUGAAAAAGAUGAGUUAUCAAGUUUACAAGAAGCCGGAUAAACUGUACGGUACCUUUGUCAAGACAGCAAACUGGUACGUCGACUCCACAAUCGUCCAGAUGGACCCUGUUGUGGAUUAUGAGAACCUAAAACGCAUUAUAUUGCAGAAUCAAGCCGAUGUCAAGGCUGCCAAGAAGUUUACAUACAACUACGAUUAUACAUAUGGAAAAUACGUCACUCGAGGAAACGGAAUUGUGCCAUCACCCAUGUUUUAUCACAUUCACUCGCCAAAGAUGGACCCAUUUGAGUACGUGACUCAUGACUGGUUUACGGAUAUGGAAGAUAACCCAAUUCGAAAUUUUGGUGACAGCUUUGCCGAUAUUGGAUAUGAUUUGGAGCUUUGGAUAUGGGAGAAGGUGAAGGAAAACUUGUGCGGACCAGAUUCAUUCAGCUUCCGAUGCUUUGAGUCCGAAAAUAUUACACUUAUCUGUGACAACAAGGUGGUUGAUAACAGAAUAAAGUGGCUUCAAGAUAGUGGAAAGGCAGUGCUUGAUAAUUCUGACAGCAAACAGCAUGAAGAAGUUGAUGCAAUUGACUCAGAUAAAAGCUCGGAGCUGGACGAUUUGAUAUACGAGAAGAUCAAGAACUCGCUAAACUAUGAUUAUGAUGAAUCGCUCUAA
Brettanomyces bruxellensis is the source of this 2055-nucleotide messenger RNA. RefSeq lists its product as uncharacterized. Gene Ontology annotation, molecular function: alpha-1,2-mannosyltransferase activity. Bases 1 to 2055 code for a protein of 684 amino acids. The transcript has a single exon. NCBI's taxonomy places the organism in Eukaryota, Fungi, Ascomycota, Pichiomycetes, Pichiales, Pichiaceae. Gene Ontology annotation, cellular component: Golgi apparatus. The record is from RefSeq and is a predicted model, not a curated record. Gene Ontology annotation, biological process: mannan biosynthetic process.